Molecule: messenger RNA, 2500 nt
Organism: Geodia barretti
Lineage: Eukaryota; Metazoa; Porifera; Demospongiae; Tetractinellida; Geodiidae
Source: the annotation of a GenBank genome assembly
CGCGAUCAUCCGGGACUGAGGCCCUUCGUUCUCUCCGACGUCCAGCGCACUGGAACCGAAAUCGGCGGUGGGGCUUACGGCAAAGUGGAGGAGGUGGUCGUUUCUGUGGGCGCCGCCGCCAAAACAAUCUACGCCUUCUUGCGAGAUGCCAAGGCCGGGACCGAGUUCGUGAGGGAAUGUCAGCUUAUGAGUACCCUCCGCCACCCGAACAUCGUCCAGUUUCUGGGCGUCGCUUUCUUUCCCGGCUCGCGACUGCCAGCCCUGGUCAUGGAACAACUGCUGACGAAUCUUCACGACUUGCUGGCUCCGGACCUGCCCCCUCCGUCCGGCGCCAUCACACCGCUAUCUUUCUUCUCCAUGGCUCUCAAGUGCUCCAUACUUCACAACGUAGCUUGUGGCCUAGCCUACCUCCACGAGCGAUCGCCACCCGUCAUCCACCGCGACUUGUCGGCCAGAAACCUUCUCCUGGACUCGGAUAUGGUGGCCAAGAUAGCCGACCUGGGCGUGGCUCGUAUCAUUCCUCAUGUGAGAGCUGCAGCCACCAUGACAAAGGGACCUGGGGCCUUAGUCUACAUGCCUCCAGAGGUCUUUGCCGAAAAGUCGAAAUACGAUGCCAGCAUCGAUGUCUUCUCUCUUGGAGUGGUCACCAUUUUCACAAUCGGUCAAGUUUUCCCCUGUGAUCCUCAAGAACCCAACUAUCUCAAUGAUGGGACUGGGUUGCUAGUAGCUCGCACUGAACUGCAACGACGAAGCCAAUAUAUGCGAUACGUGAACGAGCAACUCCGUGCCUGUGGUCAGCUCCGUGGGGACCACCCUCUCAUUCGGCUGAUCCAGCAAUGCCUGCACAAUGGCCCUCACAAACGCCCGAGUAUUCGUGAGGUACUGCAUCUGUUGGAGGAGGCCAGAGCUGGUGUUAGAGAUGAAGGGAGUGAGAGGAACAAACGUGAACUGGUACGAGCUCUUCAGACCCAGCCCAGGAACCAGAAUUUGGAGCGUUUUCUCCGAGACCUGGUGACGGAGAAUGCUCAUCUCCAGUCCCGUGUGCAGGCCAAAGAAAGGGAGAUUGCUCGGAAGGAUGAGGAAAGUGAGAGGGAGAAGCAAGCGCUCAGACAAGAGCUGACAAGAAAGGAAGCAGAGCUGACGAGAAAGGAGGCAGAGGUGGCGAGGGCAGAGGAGACUAUCAGGAGAGAGCAGCAGCAGAUUCAGGAGAUGAGACAGAGAGAGACUGAGUUAGUGCAGGCCAAGGACAAGGAGAUAGCUCUGCUUCAGCAGCAACUGCGGGGAAAGUCAGCGUCCUACACAUGUCGGGUCAGUGGACCUGGUCUAACAUCAGACAGUCAACCAACCAACACACGUCCUAGUCCAACUAACUGACUCUAGUGGUAGACCAUACUCACUUCCACUGAAUGUCACCGCACAACUUGAGCUCGUUUUAAAAGCCACACCCAGAAAUCAACCUGAAGCCACACCCACCAGUCUCACUGUAGCCACACCCACUAAUAGAUGGCCGCAGUCUAGAGAACCUCCCUCCCAAUACGAGGUGUCGUACACACCAGUCAGUCGAGGCCAACACAAACUCCGCGUUCAAGUCAACGACAGAGAAAUAAAUGGCAGCCCCUUCACUGUGACCAUGUACCCUGACCCCAGACAACUAGGCCACCCAGUGAGGACUGUGACUGGUGGAUUGAAUUAUCCACAUGGAAUUGCCUUCAACAGUCAUCAGGAGAUGAUUGUCAGUGAAUGUGGGGGUCAUAGAGUGCCUAUCUUUGACAUCAGAGGACAGAAAAUUCGAACACUUGGAUCAUAUGGUGAUAGACCAGAUCAGAUGAUAUACCCUGCAAGCAUGGCAACUGAUGAUACUGACAAUAUUUAUGUGAGCAGUGAUCACAAGCUGCAGAAGUUCACUAGCAGUGGUGAACUGAUCAAAUGUAUUGGUCGUUGGGGCAGUAAGGAGGGGGAGUUUGAUGCUCCACAUGGAGUAACACUGUAUGACAAUCAAGUGUAUGUGUGUGAUCGCAAUAACCAUCGUAUUCAGGUGUUUGACCUCAACUUGAACUUUGUCCGAUCCAUUGGCUCACGUGGCAAAGGAAGAGGUGAAUUCAAUGCACCACUUGAUGUCAAAUUUGACACUGCCGGGAACAUGUAUGUAGCUGACUGGGGUAAUGGGAGAGUGCAAGUAAUGGACACCAGUGGCCAAUUGAUACAAGUAUUUGGUCAGGAAGGAGAGGGAAAACUGCAUCGGCCAUCAGGUCUUCAUAUUGCUGACAAGUAUGUGUAUGUGUCUGAUUUGAUUGGUAAUUGUAUUGUAGUGUAUGAGACCUCAGGUCAGUUUGUCACCUCAUUUGGAAGGUGUGGUCAGAAAGAGGGAGAGUUUCGUAGACCAUUCUGUAUCACCUCUUGUGCUGAUGGUUUUAUACAUGUAUGUGACCAUGAUAACAACAGAAUUCAGAUAUUCUAGAACACCCAAUGCUACUGUAUUGUCUAACAAUAUACCAAAGAG